AUGGAUGGAAUUAUGGAUAUAAACUCUGCAAAAUCAACUCUGGCCAAGGUACAGUGCCCCCGGGAUACUCAUUUCUGGGUGUACGAUGACGGAUCUUACGAGGAAGAAGGUCAAAAUAACAUCAAGGGAAACAUAUGGGGAAAGGCAUCCACUCGUUUCAUUUGUUCGUUGUUAUCACUGCCCGUACCACUUGGAAAUCCCCACGGUCCAAAAGAAGAUCCAUCUACUUUUUCUGGUAGGUCUGCACCCGAGUACUUGGAGCAGGGAAGAGUCCAGAAACUCCUGCUGUUUGGGUUGGAGGGUUCUGGGACAAGUACCAUCUUCAAGCAGGUCAAGUUUCUAUAUGGAAACAAGUUUACUGCUGAAGAGCUGCAGAACAUUAAGCUUAUGAUUCAAAGUACCAUGUAUAAAUACCUCAGUGUGUUACUUGAGGGACGAGAGCGUUUUGAAGAAGAGGCUUUGAUGGAGAAAAGUACCGCUGGUUUGGAUGGUGAAGUCUUCGCGCCAGGUGAAAUGGGAUUUAUCGGAGGAGGCCAGUGCAUCUAUUCAAUCAACCAGAGGUUGAAGCACUUUUCUGACUGGUUAUUGGAUAUCAUGGCUAUGGGAGAUUUGGACAUUUUCUUUCCUGCUGCAACCCGUGAGUAUGCUCCUGUUGUGUAUGAGGUUUGGAAGGACCCUGCUAUCCAGGAAACUUACAAAAGAAGGGAGGAACUGCAUUUUCUUCCAGAUGUUGCCAAAUAUUUCUUGGAUCAGUCCCUUCUAAUUAAUUUGGAAGUAAACACACACCCACUGCCCGUAAUUCCAACCCUACAUCUCUCAAAGGGCCUACAACAAGGAGGAAUGGUGGAAACUUAUGAGGCACUAAUUGAUGCAGGAAUGUCUUCCAAUCAAAGCAACCAAUGCUGUCAUGUGAUCUGA
This is a messenger RNA of Ilex paraguariensis (yerba mate), 918 nucleotides long. The record is from the annotation of a GenBank genome assembly. Lineage: Eukaryota; Viridiplantae; Streptophyta; Magnoliopsida; Aquifoliales; Aquifoliaceae.